AUGUUUGAACUAACGUCUAUAAUAAUGAUCAGUUGUUUUGAAUUAAUUUUCAUUGGAAAAUUUUUACCUUAUAUCUGGCGUAUAUUUUUUGAUAAUCAACUAUCAAUUGUAUUGACAAAACUUGAAACAAUUCACGAAAAAUUGUUACGCCUGAAUGUGGUCGGCCCGAUUACAAUAAAAAUGAAUUGGAUUUACAUUAUUGGAAUUAUUUUAAAUGCCAUGGAAGUUAUACUGCAACCCGUUAGGGUGAUGAAUAUGAAACAAAAUAUUAUAAUACAUGAAAUGGUAACAUUAUUAUCUAUAAAUAUUUUAUAA
Macrosiphum euphorbiae (potato aphid) is the source of this 315-nucleotide messenger RNA. The record is from the annotation of a GenBank genome assembly. Lineage: Eukaryota; Metazoa; Arthropoda; Insecta; Hemiptera; Aphididae.